This is a messenger RNA of Gastrolobium bilobum, 627 nucleotides long. Its product is annotated as heavy metal-associated isoprenylated plant protein 8. The transcript has 5 exons. Gene Ontology annotation, molecular function: metal ion binding. NCBI's taxonomy places the organism in Eukaryota, Viridiplantae, Streptophyta, Magnoliopsida, Fabales, Fabaceae. The record is from RefSeq and is a predicted model, not a curated record. Bases 1 to 627 code for a protein of 208 amino acids.
AUGUCUUCAUCUGAGAAGGCUGUGGUGUUGAAAGCAUUCAUACAUUGUGAAGGUUGUGCAGACAAAAUUUACGAGUGCUUGAAAGGUUUUGAUGGAGUGGAGCGUGUUGCGGUUGAUAAAGAAAAUCACAAGAUCAUUGUGAAAGGAGAAGUGGUGAAUGAUCCAUUGAAGGUUUUGGAAAGACUUCGAAAGAACUACAGCAAACAUGUCCAACUGAUUGCACCAAAACCAAAGCCAGACAACAAACAGAAAGACCCAGAAGAAAAGGAGCAGGCUGAAGUAAAAACUGUGGUGCUCAAGAUGUAUAUACAUUGCGAAGGCUGUGCAAAUGAUGUCAAGAGAAAAAUUGAGAAAAUGAAAGGUGUUGUCUCUGUGGAAGUGAGCGAGGAAACAUCGCAUUCGCAUGUCAUUGUCAGAGGAGAAGUGGAACCAACAAAACUUGUGAAAUAUGUGAAUAAGAAACUGGGAAAGCAUGCGGAGAUUAUAAAGGAAGACGAAGUGGAAAGCAAUGAGAAUUGCCCGGAACAUAUAAUUAUGUUUAGUUAUCCUCCUCAAUACUCAACAGAAUAUCUUUACCCCUGUCAAAUCUUCAGUGAUGAAAACGCUUUUGCAUGUUCAAUAAUGUAA